Messenger RNA from Solanum lycopersicum (tomato), 655 nucleotides. Its product is annotated as VQ motif-containing protein 31. Lineage: Eukaryota; Viridiplantae; Streptophyta; Magnoliopsida; Solanales; Solanaceae. The record is from RefSeq and is a predicted model, not a curated record.
AAAUCGAGAUACUAAUCGUAGGCAAUUUCUAGCUAGGGAAGAUGGAAGCAUACUAAUGAGGAAGAAUGUUUUGCAGAUACAAAAAAUCAGUGAACACAAUGGAGAUGACGACAAUUCAUACAAGGUUAUCGAAAGAAAUGACAACAUUCGUACAGGCAGACUUAUCUUGCUUUCGAGAAGUUGUUCAACGAUUAACUGGUACAUCUGAAUGUAUUGAUGGAAAUCUCGAAAUUGCAGCAGCAACAAACAUUUCAAAAGCUCAAAAGCAGCAUAAUACAUCAAAGCUUCACCAUCGCAGACAAUGUCGAAGACCAGACAUAGAGAUUACUAACUCACAGUUUCAGCCCAUCAUCAUCCCAAGUCCCUCAACUCGUUCAAACAAACGAGCUUCUCCAUCCAUUGAGACGAUAAAUAAAGUGGAAGAAGAGAAAGCUAUCAAAGAAAGAAGGUUUUACUUGCAUACGUCUCCCAGGUCUAAACAUGGAAAUGCUGAAGAACCAGAGUUACUCACCUUGUUACCUUUAAUUUCCCCUCGUGAAACAAUGGAUCGUGAACAAUCAGUUGAAGGAUUUUGUUUCUUUAGCUAGAAACUACUUAGUAAAAGAUACAGUUCCUACAUAAGAUUCUAAUACAACAGAAUAACUUUUAGAAGCAA